Messenger RNA from Harpia harpyja (harpy eagle), 2825 nucleotides. RefSeq names its product cytoskeleton associated protein 2 (gene CKAP2). Gene Ontology annotation, biological process: negative regulation of microtubule depolymerization. The transcript has 9 exons. The record is from RefSeq and is a predicted model, not a curated record. Bases 71 to 2179 code for a protein of 702 amino acids. NCBI's taxonomy places the organism in Eukaryota, Metazoa, Chordata, Aves, Accipitriformes, Accipitridae. Gene Ontology annotation, cellular component: microtubule cytoskeleton.
AAUCAGGGCGGCGCUUUGCGGCGCGGGUUUCAAACGGCCGUCGUCAGCCGCCUUGAUACUGCGGGCGGUUAUGGCGGCGCGUCUUUCUCCUCAGCUCCCGGCUAGCCGCAGGUCCGCGCCGGCGUACCGAGAACAAAGACGACAAAAAGUUGAAGAAUAUCUAUCAAGAAAAAAGACCUUUUCUACCAUGCCCAUUCAAGAAAACCAGGCAUCGAUCAGUAGCAGAACUAGAAGAGCAACUAGCAAUAAACUGCAAGACAAAAUACAGCUCUCAAUAUCUCCAAAGCCAGAAAUGGAAAAUAAAGAGAAUGCUAAUAAACUGUUAUGGGACCAAUCAAAUGGAACCUCAGAGAAAAAUGUUAUUUUAAACUCUUCCACAAUCACACUGACAAAUUCCAUAUCAGGGACAAAUUAUCCUGAAGAUCAUGCUUCCAAGGAUGAAGUUACUGAAAUAAAAUCUCAGCAUGUGUCACUCAGCAAGUCCUUCUUGCAAAUAAAAAGCAUAAAAGAGAAGCAAUUGAUCGCAGAAAAACAAAAGUCAACUAUCGGCCUACCAAAGAAACCAGUGCUUGGUACAUAUCGUGGCAGAGUUAUUCAAUCCAAGAUAAACUCCUUCCGAAAAGCACCAAAAAGUGAGGGUGAGAAGAGUUCUUUGCCAGACAAGAAGAAGCUUCGUCCUUCUGCCACCAAACCAGCAGCAAGUUCUUUGUCCACCAGCAGCUGUAGUGUAGUUCUAAAGACCACCAAAGUCACAAACUACCCUAAUUCUGUAAACCCAAAUGGUGCCCUCCAAUUCCAGAGCAAACCAUCUGACAAAGCUGCUAUUAACUCACAGUCCAGUCUGAAGAAACGGCAACCAACAUCUGCUGUAGCACCAAAGAAAGUAACAGUCCAAAAAAUGACUGGUAGAAGGGGACCACAGCCACCAAAAGCUGCUUCUAACAGUUCUGACUGCAGAGUGCUAGGAGUGAAGAAAAGUGCAGAUUUUUGUGAAGAUGCAAGACCAGAAGCUCCAGCAAAACCAAUUUCUGUUGAUCCUGAUACAAAGUCGGGAUGGAAUUCUAAAACUAAUGGCAACAGAAAAUCUGUUCUGCCAAAAGAGACAGCAGAAGUGAGAAGGGCUCGCCUGGAUGAAUGGAGGUCAUCUAGAGGAAGAGUGAUGAGGAGACCUCCUAUAUCUGUGCUUCUGAGAGCCCAGUCUAAAAGUGAAGAACAAGAACUCUCUUCUGGUGAUUCUUUAGAGCAUGUAUUACAUAGUGAAAAAGUCAACAAGACUCUUGCAGAAUGUCUGCAGUUAACUGAACAGGGAUGUCAAGGCGAUGAAGUACGUGCCAUGUUGGAAGAUCUGACACGCAGCAUUCCUGGGGCUAAAAAGCUUGCAAAAUAUUGGAUCUGUUGUAUGCGUCUUGAACAGAUGGGCCCUCUUGAGAAGCUUAUUGCUGUCUACGAGGAGGCCAUUUUGGCAGGAGCGAUGCCUAAAGAUGAACUACGACACACGCUAAUAGAUACUAUGAAAAAUACUGAAAGCCUUUUUAAGUCUGAGGAUGGGGGAACUGUGAUAGAAGGUCAUUUAAGUGAGGUAGUAGAAGUCAGCAAGGAACCAAAUUCAUCUGUAGAGCAGGUUCAGGAGGCCUUCAAGGAUCUUGGCUCUGAUGAUGACGACCAAAAAGCAGAUAGUGAUGACAAGAAGGUGGAGAUUAGCAGCGAAGUGAUCAAAAAAGAAGAAAUGGAUUUAGACUUGAAACCGAGACAAGAGAUCUUGCCAAAAAAGAAUAAAAAGCACAAGACUAAAGAACGUGCAAAAAAGAAAGGAAAAUGUGAAACAGAAGAGCAGAAUCAGGAUGCGGUAGAAGAUAUAGCCAUAUCCUUCUCUCCUGAGAAGGAGAAUGACACAUCUUAUUUAAUGAGAUAUAAUGCAUCUGCCACGCCAUACUUGGAAAGUGUGAAGAUGCACCAUGAGGCAAAUGACUCCAGUGCUAAAGACCUGAAAAUUGUAACCCCUUUGCGAUAUUCUCAACGCAUUCGGGAGAAGAUGUGCAAGCUGUUGGAUACUGUUAAAGAUCAAGAUCCAUGUGUCUCUUCAUUUGAACAGCUGGGAGAAUGGGAAUCACAAGCCACUGAAUUUAUCCACAAACAGAGCAUCGUGCUCAAAGAAACAAGUGCUGAAGUGGAAGAGUAAAAAAUAGUAUUAAUGCUACAGGGGGGUUAAAGAUUGUAUCGUUUUUAAGGGUAAUUGGGGAGUGUUUGUUUUUAGUAGCUGUGAGAAAGGAGCUAUCUAAAACUUGCAUGGAUGGCUUAAGAUGAAAUUUGACUGCCUGAGUUACUAAACUUCUGAAUUUAUGAUCUGCCUUUUAAAAAUUGUGGUAAAACUGAUCUGUUUUAGUACUUAUAAACAUCAGUGUCUUCAUGUUAAAUGUGAUUCAUUAAAUUGAAUUAAGGACUAGGUUUAACACUUCAUAUAACAGUUUGCUUUUAGUAUAUUGCUAAUAUCUACUGUUUUCCUGUUGCAAUUAGAAUUGCAUAAUCUAACUUUUAGUUUAAGAAACAAAAAUAAUGUAGGCAUUCCAAUAGGGUAGCAUCCACUACAGCAACAUUCUGGUUUGAAAACUGAAACCAGCUGCUAAGGCGUACACUAAGUUUAAACUGUUGUAUCCAUUUUUAGGGGGUAUUUCAACAAAACUGAGUUUAAUCCCUUUAGUUGCUGGGAUUAUUCACUAUCAAGUACUCUCCCCUACAUGAGGUCUGAUACACUAAUUACUAUGUGACUUCUAAUGUUGGUUUGCAUUAGUCUGUAAUAUGGUAGAUUUAUUAAACUAAUCAACUGA